Molecule: messenger RNA, 2161 nt
Organism: Lathyrus oleraceus (garden pea)
Lineage: Eukaryota; Viridiplantae; Streptophyta; Magnoliopsida; Fabales; Fabaceae
Product: probable 1-acyl-sn-glycerol-3-phosphate acyltransferase 4
Exons: 5
Coding region: 788-1981 (397 amino acids)
Cellular component (GO): endomembrane system
Molecular function (GO): acyltransferase activity
Source: RefSeq, a predicted model, not a curated record
AACACAAUGAAUAGUACUACUGUAGAUCUCAGUGAGGUUCACCGCUGGUGAUUACAAUCCCAAUUUCUGAUUCCGACGUAACCGAACCGAACCAAACUAAACAAAACUCCUGUUUCAUUCAUUUCAUUACUCUCAUUUUUCUUUCUCUCUUCGUUUCCAAUCAAAUUAACAAAUAUAUAUAUACAUAUACAACAACAACCACAAAAUAACACAGAAACAUAAAACAAACAACAAAAUAAAUUAUUUCUCUCAAGGUAUUUUGAUUUUGUGAUUUACUCUACCAAGCUUCUUGAACAAGAUUUCCGAUUCUAAACGUGAUUAUUCGCUGAUAAGUGCUGACUACUUUUCUUUUUCUAAAUAGAUUGGAAUUUAGGGUUUCAUUUUUCUAAUCCACAUGGUAGAAUUUUGGGACUAACUAUUAUGUGCAUUUUGUUUUUUUAGCUGAAAUCAUGAAGGUUUUGAGAAUCAUCUGUUAGCAUUUUGAUUUUUUAGCUGAAUUUCUUUUUCUGAUUUUUUUUUGUUGCCAUUUUCUGCUUAUGAUGAUGUUCUUGCUGCUACUGCAUUUAAUUUAAUUAAUUACAGUAUUUAUGCUUACUUGGAACAUUAGGAUUUCAUGCACCUGUGGAUCAUGCUGCUACUGCAUUUAACCAAAGUUUUAAAUGAUGGUCACAGUCGUUGUUGCGGUUGUGUAAAGGCUCUAGCAGUUUCGGUCGGUACAGGUGUUGUGACACUGAUUGCAGUCGUCACAGUGUGAUUUAACCACAAUUUGUUCUUUCAUAAAGACACAAUGAAUAACGAAGGGAGGUUUUUCAGCGGUUCGUUAAAGAAGAUGGAAGUUUGCGCGCCUCUCAAAUCCGAUACUAGAUUAAAGCACCGUCCUUUGACUGUUCUUAGGUUUAUAAGGGGUGUGAUAUGCUUGGUGGUGUUUCUUUCAACAGCUUUCAUGUGUUUAGUAUAUCUUUCGCCGCUUGCAGUUGUAGGAUUGCGGCUUUUCAGCGUUCGUUAUAGUAGGAAGGCAGUGUCAUUCUUCUUUGGACUUUGGUUAUCUAUGUGGCCGUUUCUUUUCGAAAAGAUAAACAAAACUAAAGUUGUGUUUUCUGGCGAUAGUAUUCCGAUGAGGGAACGUGUGUUACUUAUUGCCAAUCACAGAACUGAGGUUGAUUGGAUGUACUUGUGGGAUCUUGCGCUUCGAAAGGGAAGACUAGGAUUUAUAAAAUAUAUCCUUAAGAGUAGCUUAAUGAAAUUGCCGAUUUUCGGUUGGGGAUUUCAGAUUCUGGAAUUCAUUGCAGUGGAGAGGAAGUGGGAGAUAGAUGAGAAAAUAUUGCAACAAAAUCUUUCAACAUUUCAGGAUCCCAAAGAUCCUUUAUGGCUAUCUAUUUUUCCUGAAGGAACCGAUUAUACUGAGAAGAAGUGUAAAAGCGGUCAAAAGUUUGCUGCUGAAGUUGGGCUUCCGGUGCUGACGAAUGUAUUACUUCCAAAAACAAAGGGGUUUCACACUUGCUUGGAAGCUCUACGAGGCUCGUUGGACGCAGUAUACGACGUGACAAUAGCAUACAAGAAUCAGUGUCCUUCCUUUCUGGACAACGUUUUUGGGCUCGAUCCUUCAGAAGUACACAUGCAUAUUCGGCGUAUUCCUGUAGUUGAGAUUCCAGUUUCUGAAACAAAAGCUGCUUCUUGGCUAAUGAAUGCAUUCCAAAUCAAGGACCAAUUGCUCUCUGAUUUCAAGAUUCAAGGCCAUUUCCCCAACCAACUUAAUGAAGAGGGAAUCUCGACCUUCAAGUGCCUUCUCACUUUGAUCUUGAUAGUUUCUUUUACUGCCUUGUUUACUUAUUUUACAUUUUUUUCUCAUAUCGGCUUCAAGUUGUAUGUAGGUCUAUCUUGUGCAUAUCUUUCUAUUGCAACGCGCUUCAAAAUUCAAUUGUCGCCUUUAACAGAUUAUGUUCAUGCAUUCUAUAACAACAAGAAACAAAAGAAUGGAUAGAUAGAUAGUGCUUUCAAUUUUAAAGGUCAAAUAUACAAUUUUGGUCUUGAACUUGAUAUUGAAGUGUACAUUAUUUGUUUAGAUUGAUUCUUUUCAUAGUGUUUGUUUAGACAGUACCAGGAAAUCAAAUGUACAAUAUUACAAACUGGUAUUUCUGUUGGAAAUUGGUUUUUGAUAGAA